Numida meleagris (helmeted guineafowl) is the source of this 8479-nucleotide messenger RNA. RefSeq names its product nuclear factor I B (gene NFIB). The record is from RefSeq and is a predicted model, not a curated record. Gene Ontology annotation, biological process: regulation of transcription by RNA polymerase II. Gene Ontology annotation, cellular component: nucleus. Bases 329 to 2038 code for a protein of 569 amino acids. The transcript is spliced from 12 exons. Gene Ontology annotation, molecular function: RNA polymerase II cis-regulatory region sequence-specific DNA binding; DNA-binding transcription factor activity, RNA polymerase II-specific. NCBI's taxonomy places the organism in Eukaryota, Metazoa, Chordata, Aves, Galliformes, Numididae.
CCUCAUCUGCAAAACAAGCGCCGGCAGCCGCCGCCGCCGCAGCAGCAGCAGCGAAGCACGGCUCUGCGCGCCGACUACAAGGGGGUUAAAAGUGUAGAUUGGAUUCCACCCCGGGAAAUCGAGCGCACGGAGUGAACUUGAAUCUUUGGCUAUUUAAGGAGGACUGGGGUUUGUUGUGGAGUUGUGGUGAUUCAGGGCAGACCCCCGUCCUGAUUGAUUUCAUCUUCCUCGAGUCUCAGAUGACUGUAAAAUGAACAGAUGAAAUUAUUCCUUUUUUGAGGCUUUUUCUUAGGGGCUCUCCGGGCAGCGCGUUUGCAAAAGCGAAGUCAUGAUGUAUUCUCCAAUCUGUCUCACUCAGGAUGAAUUUCACCCAUUCAUUGAGGCACUUCUUCCGCAUGUCCGUGCAAUUGCCUACACUUGGUUCAACCUCCAGGCUCGAAAACGCAAGUACUUCAAAAAACAUGAGAAACGAAUGUCGAAGGACGAGGAAAGAGCAGUCAAGGAUGAGCUACUAAGCGAAAAGCCCGAAAUUAAACAGAAGUGGGCAUCCAGGCUCCUCGCCAAGCUGCGCAAAGAUAUUCGCCAAGAGUUCCGGGAGGAUUUUGUGCUCACGGUGACUGGGAAGAAGCACCCGUGCUGUGUAUUGUCCAAUCCUGACCAGAAGGGUAAGAUUAGGAGGAUCGACUGCCUGAGACAGGCUGACAAAGUCUGGCGUCUGGAUCUAGUCAUGGUGAUCCUGUUCAAAGGCAUCCCCUUGGAAAGUACGGAUGGAGAGCGGCUCAUGAAAUCCCCACAUUGCACAAAUCCAGCACUUUGCGUCCAGCCGCACCACAUAACAGUAUCAGUCAAGGAGCUUGAUUUGUUUUUGGCAUACUACGUGCAGGAGCAAGAUUCUGGACAACCAGGAAGUCCAAGCCACAAUGAUCCUGCCAAGAAUCCACCAGUGUAUCUUGAGGACAGUUUUGUAAAAUCUGGAGUGUUCAACGUGUCAGAACUUGUGAGAGUGUCCAGAACACCUAUAACCCAAGGAACUGGAGUGAACUUCCCAAUUGGAGAACUUCCGAGCCAGCCAUAUUACCAUGAUAUGAAUUCUGGUAUAAAUCUGCAGAGGUCUUUAUCCUCUCCACCAAGCAGCAAAAGACCCAAAACUAUCUCCAUAGAUGAGAAUAUGGAGCCAAGCCCGACAGGAGACUUUUAUCCUUCUCCAAAUUCACCAGCUGCAGGAAGUCGGACAUGGCAUGAAAGAGAUCAAGAUAUGUCUUCUCCUACAAUGAAGAAACCUGAAAAGCCUUUGUUUAGUCCUACUUCUCCCCAGGAUUCUUCACCGAGACUGAGCACUUUUCCCCAGCAUCACCACCCAGGAAUCCCAGGAGUUGCACAGAGUGUCAUCUCAACUAGAACUCCACCUUCACCUUCACCGUUGCCAUUUCCAGCACAAGCUAUUCUCCCUCCUGCCCCGUCUAGUUACUUCUCUCAUCCAACGAUCAGAUAUCCUCCCCACCUGAAUCCUCAGGAUACUCUGAAGAAUUAUGUACCUUCUUACGACCCGUCCAGUCCGCAGACUAGCCAGCCUAACAGCAGUGGUCAAGUAGUAGGGAAAGUGCCUGGCCAUUUUACUCCAGUUUUGGCACCCUCUCCCCAUCACAGUGCGGUGCGACCUGUGACCCUGACCAUGACAGAUACUAAGCCCAUCACUACAUCCACUGAAGGUGAGGCAUCUUCACCUACAGCAACCACCUACACAGCUUCAGGCACAUCCCAAGCCAAUCGAUAUGUGGGACUAAGCCCAAGAGACCCAUCCUUCCUACACCAGCAACAGCUGAGGAUUUGUGACUGGACCAUGAAUCAAAACGGCAGGCAUUUAUACCCCAGUGCCAGUGAGGAUACAUUGGGAAUUACUUGGCAAAGUCCUGGUACCUGGGCUAGCUUGGUUCCUUUUCAAGUAUCAAACAGGACACCGAUCCUGCCGACAAAUGUCCCAAAUUAUGGUUUGAACAUAAUUGGAGAGCCUUUCCUUCAAGCAGAAACAAGCAACUGAGGGAAAAAAUAAAAGAAAAAUUAGGGAAAAGAAUAAAAAGGAAGACAGGAUGAGAGAAGAAACUGAAGAACGAAGAAAAAAUAGACCAGCAAUUGCAGCACUUACAAUCACUAAUUCCCUUAUGGUUGAAACUGAAAUGACAUACAAAGGGUCGAUGAUAUUUCACUGAUGGGUAGAACGCAGCUCCUGCUAAGUAGCCUUUGUUAUAUGAAGUCCGCUGGGAAAUAGAUGUUCUGUCUCUGACAAUAUAUUUUAACUGACUUUCUAGAUGCCUUAAUAUUUGCAUGAUAAGCUAGUUUUAUUGGUUUAGUAUUCUUGUUGUUUACGCAUGGGAUCACUAUUCCUGGUUAUCUCACAAAACAAAGGCUAGGCAGCAGCAGCAGAUUUGCAGGAGGACAAGGGCUGUAAGCCAGCCAUUUUCUCGACACUCUGGUUUUUAAAUGUUGUUAAGAAAAAAGCUCUGUAGCCUUUAGUUAUCAGUAUGGAUUUAUUAAACUUUGGCCCUUGACUCAGCCUUUUCUAGUGUGUUACCCAGCUUGAAAUUUUCAAUCAGAAUGAAUUUACACGCUCUAUGUAAGAAAUGCCUCUAUGUAGGUAGAAGUGUUAUCUUUUCAUGCAACAGUAAAAAGAAAAAAAAAAAAAAAAAAGCAAACUUUUUACCCACUAAAGAAACACUUAGAGAGGCAAGUGCAAUUUAAAAGUUGUAUCAAAGGGGUCAUCAUUAUAAGUCCUUCAGCCCUUGGACUCUAAAUUGAGGGGAUUAAAAAAGGAAUUAAAAAUUACUUUGAACAAAUUUAUUUUUCCCCUCAGUUUUUGAGGGCAUUAAAAGGCAUUACAUCAAGACAAAUCAUGUCCUUGAGAAAAAUAAUCAGUGAAAACACAGCACUUAUGUUGGUUUAGCUGCUGCCUCCACAAAGGGGUAGAAUUUAUUUAUUUAAAGUUACUGGUUGCAUCAAGAACCCAUAGGGUUUAUAUUUUUCUGUAUAAUCUGCAUCAUAGAGACAAAGAGAUAGGCAAAUCCAUGCCAAAAGGGCAAAGCUUACUGUUUACAAACUGGUAAUACCAGGAUGGGGAUAAGAUUUAUUUAAAUAAUGCACUCUCUAAGUCUACAGGGUGCUGAAAACUUGCAUGGUGCUUUCAGAAGAUAGCCUUGUUCAACAGAUUUCACAUAUUGACAGAAAUAUAAUGUGCAUGGGCAGACAUUUUGCCUCUAUGUCUCUUAAAACAUAAUUAAAAUACUCUUUCCAGUAAUCCUGAUUUGCACGAAAAUAUAAUGUCCACAUUACGUGCCUUGCCUUGAAAUCUAAAAAAAGGAAAAAAAACACAAAAAAAUACAAAAAAAAUCCACAAAAACCACAAAAAAAUUUGACAUCUCUACACUUGUUUUGCUGCAUUUAUUAUCAUUUAAAUCUUUACCAUUUUUAUGACAAAAUAUUUUGUACUCCAGAUGGGAAAAAAGUGUGACAUCAUGGAUUUUUUAGACAGUUAUAUCUUUAUCUUACAUUUAUAAAGCAUAUCAUGGCUGUGUAUAAUUGCCGCUUUAGAAUUGUAAUCGACCAGCAAUAUUUUCAGUAUUUUGGUGUUUUUUCUAUUAACCUUUCAUGUUUUUCAUCUUCCAAUUAAUAUUGGGGGGAGGGGAUUCAAAUUUAUACGAAUUAUGCAAUACCAAGUUUUGCCUAUGUAGGUAGUGCUUUUAGCUGUAUUGGUUACUAUAGGUAAGUACACAGAUUUAAAAGAAAAAAAAAAAGAAUAAUGUAUGCUUUUUUUUUUUUUUUUUUUAAUUGACCAAAGUGGGUACUGCUAUUUUCGCAGUGUGAUGAGGUCCUUUUAUGUACUGAGAGAUGGACGGGGAUUUUUUUUUUAUACAUAUAUAUAUAUUCUGGGGUGGGUGGGGAUGAUUUUUAACACUUUACAGUGUAGCUGUGAAGCAGUGCACCCUUAGCCAGGCGAGGGCUGCAAAGCGACUGUUCUGCCUACUGUGACAAACUUUCAAAUCGGUUCCCUCUUUUAACUUCCCACCUGGGGUGCAAGCUGAAAUCAUUUCUGGAUUUAAAAAUAAAUGAUGAAUUCUGUUGGAGGCAGACUUGACUUGAGGAAAUUGUUUUACUUCAAAUUUCUUUAGAGAGAGAGAGAGAGAGAAAGAGAGUGAUAGAAACAGAGGAGAGAGAGGCAGCCAGAGGAAGAAGGAUGUCACGACCCACAGCAAGAUGAAUCCUUCCCACUCUGGCAAAUAUACUACGUCCUGAAGUGUUCAUGUUAGAAAUGUUUUUAACUUAGAAAGAAGCUUGCUUUGUCUAGGAAAUGUGCGUAGAGGGCCAAAAUCUUUGCUGGCAUAACUCCACUGGCUUCAGUUGACUUCAGAGCUGUUCCCGCAGAGAAUUUGCCUCCUUUAGUCUGCAUGGCUGGUAAAUAUUUCUCUUCCCCUACAACAAAACUAUUUUUUGAAGUUUGUCAACUCACAGCGUCCAAGUUCCAAUCUUCAGUCCACUCAGACCAUGUCAGAGGUUUGCAAAGUCUUCUCAUACAGAGCUCCGGGCUGUAGCAGGAAAGGAGCUUCAUAAUGGGUGGAAUUAGACUAUGGUGUAAACAGAAGUGCAUUUCCAGUAAAACCAGACCUUACACAUCAGUAGUGAGCCUGUUGCUGGAGACCUCUUAUGUGCUGGGAAUGCUUCUUAUCUACAGCUCAGUGUAGGGAGAACAUCUUCAGGUGCAAGCAAAGGAGGGAACAGACUUGAAAUGGGGUAUCCUUUCAGCCCUCUGCGGUUGUCUCUACAUUUCAGAGGUUUUCCCACGCUGGAGCAGCUCCAGAGUACAGCUCCAGCAACAGGUGCUGGGUGCUGACACACUGACAUCAGUCCCUUCUCGCCUUGGCCAGCACGUGGCUGCUGUGAGGCCAUGGUGGUGGCACAUCCUACGUGUCUCUGCAGCAGGCAGAGCCUGGACAGAUUCUGAGGCAGAAGCUGUAGGAAAGCAGAUCUUUAUAUCUAAACUGAAAAAGAAAGGAAAAAAGCAGGAAAAAAAAGAAGCCAAUAUCAAAGUUAUGUUUGUCUUUUCCUGAGCCCCAUGGUAAGUGACUUAAUUUCCUUAGCACAUUGCUGUUAAGACUAGCUGAAAUGUGGGAGACCCACCCAGAGCAGAUCUCAGGCUCUGGCCUGGUGAAAUGAACAAUGUUAUUGCUUUUUCUGAUGGGCCCUGAUAUCAAGUGGUCAGGGGGCAUGGGCAUCUGCCGGGCACUGUCCAUGCUGCGGGCAGCAGGGUGUCCCCUAAGGUUUUAAAUGCAUGCCAGGAUGAAACCGAAAUGAUUGUGAUUGCCAAAAGGACAAAUAUCCCUGAGGGAAGAUGGAUGGCUUUAUGUGAGCUUUUCUGUUAUCUCUGACCUCUUGUAUGAAAAAAAAAAAAUGAGCUUGCAGGUGCAGUAUUUUUAAAAGCAGACCCCUUCCAUGUGAAUGAAUUGGUUUUGUUGAGCAACUGUGGGUUUUUUUACAUGUGCCUCUCUGAUAUAAAAGUCUGGUUGGAAGAAAACAAACUUUUCAUUUACCUUUUUUUUUGCUUUUUAAGCUCAGCAGUCAAAAGAUUAAGAUAACAUUGAGAACUCAAAUCCAGUCUCUGGCCUCCUCCUUCACCAGGAAGUGUAUUCUGACUAAAUCAAGCCACCCCGUUCUAUGUGCACUGUUCUGCCUUUAUUAAGUUGCUUUGCAGCCCUGGCCUCACGGCUGUGCCACUGAAGUGUGUUCCCCCUGGAGUGACAUGAACGUUUGAGGCUUGACUAUGGAAAAAAAAAAAGGCAGUGAAGGAGACUGUACAUAAAGACAUGGCAAAAAUAUUAAUUAUAGCAAUAUAGUUGUGGGGUGAUGUUCAGGUGGGCAGCUCCAUUGAAAAUAUGUGAAUGGAUUUGUGAAGCUGCAAGUAGCGAGAAGAAAGGAGGAUCUUCUGAAUGAACCGCCUACCUUGUAGACAGUAAUUUGUACACUGUAUAGUUUUGUUAAGAUUUUUUUUUUAAUUAAAAUACCCUUGUUUGUAAAGCUAACUUUUUAACAAUUAUAAUGGAAAUAUAUGUCAUUUCCAUUUUUAAAGUAAACAAGAAUAUUCCUUGUUUGGAAGCUGGACUUGGGUUAAAACUCUCCAGUUUCUUAAUUUAUGUGUUAAAAAAAAAAAUCUGUCCAUGUUAGCAGUUAUUUCACAGAUUCCUGUGCUUGAAAAGCAUAGGUUACUAAUCCUUUAAAAAUGUAAAUGGAGAAAAGUUAUAUUUUAUGAAGGUUAUUUUGUUGUAUUUAGUAUUGGAAAAGUUGGUUUUCAGAGCAUUUCAAAAUGUUGGAAACACCACUGUCUUUUUAUUAGUAUAUAUGGCCUUUAGCAAAAGUUUUUGUGAUUGUUACAUGAUGGUAUUUAAGAUUAGGUUCACAGAGCAAUUCAGGAUAGGCAGAGAAUAAAAACAGUACUUAUGUCUCACAUAGCUGUGUCCUCAGGGAGCAGAAUUUUGGAUUUGCAACUUGUAGCUUCAUAAGGAUUUAAUGAAAGAGAUUGCACAAGGACAUACUCAGCUGUGACACCGGGGUGUGUUCUGUACCUAAAUCUAAAUUAUAUUUACCGUGUGAGGUUAUGAAGGCUGCAGAAAGUUAUCCCAUAUUCAGUGUACAGUAUUCACUUUUAAUGAAACAACUCUUUAAUGUUGCUGGCAGUAAGGUCCCAAGCAUGACAUCCGAUAUAGUUUAUAUGAUCCUGUCAAGGUCUUUUGUUAACAUUAACCAGCUGCAAUGCUCCUGGACUUUUUUUAUUGGGUUUCUAUAGAAAACUAAAAAAAAAAAAUAAAAAAUUGUAUGUGGGCUAAGAAAGUUAAGCAGAAAAAGCUCAAAAUUGAAUGUUCAGCUCCACACUGAAGGAGCUGAAAACUCUCUCCCUCUUAUUUGCACUUUCUGCUAGUUCCCCGAUUUUUUUCUAAUUCCUCGAAAUUGUGUGGGUGUGGUGGAGCACUGCAGUUGGAGGAUAACACAGACCACUGAUUUUGCCCUUUAACCCUGCACAAUGACCUUUGCAUCAGCCAAACUUAUUGCCAUGACAACUCUUUGUACUGUUUCCACGCCACAGCUCUGUUGGUCACAUUGCUAAUAGCAAAGGGGACAAGUCCAAGACGGUCAAUUUUUACAUUUUUUGUUGCAAUUUUUUCUUCAGUGGUUGUAAGUAGGUUUUUGUUUCUUUUCCUUUUUUUUUUUUUUAAGUAAUAAAAGGGUUCACUAGUUAUUACUCUUUACGAAUAUCUGUGUGUUGCAAUUCAAAUGUAUGUUGAAUUUGUGAAAAGGGCUUCAGUGCCACUAGCAUCAUGAUAUCCUAGAAUAAGCCUUUCGUACUUUUAUUGCAUGAUACAGUAACAGUAAAACAGAAGGUGGCCUAAAUAGAUGCAAAGCAGUGUAAGCUAGUGACACUAAAGCCAGUCUUUGUAUUACUGUAUUUUUGACAGAAUGGUUUUGAAACUGUGCUACAGGGACUGAUGUGGCAAAUGUAUCUCUAUAUGCAGAAAGAAGUUUUUUAAGAAGUAUGGCUUAUUAUGCAUUCUUCAUUGAGGGCAUUGAAGUUGCAUGGACUGAUAAAAGUUGAUGCAAAAUGAGAAAGAAACAAAAACCAGCAAAAUGUUUACCAAAAAAUCUCAAACAAAUGAGCAGUGCCUGUUCAAUUUCACAGUCUCUGUUGAGUUCAGUUGUAAAUAUGUUUCAGAUAACAUUUUCUUCAAAAAAAAAAAAGAUCUCUACAACAGUGUAGAAUGUGAGGGUUCCUCAAGUCCCAGGCAUAGGCUUCUCAAGAGCUGCGUUAGGUUAUGUCUUCAUCAAGCUGUUAAUUUGUGCUUAUAUCAUAUAGAACUUAUAGCAAACUGGGAAGAGGCACCCCAUCUCAAUGAUAUUUCUCUGAGAACAACUUUUGUAGGGCUGUGUGUUUCUUUAGAUACAUUUAGUACAACUGUAGUGACAAGUAGUCAGUUAUUGCUUGCUAGCUACACACUAGGGUUGAUCCAUUUUAAAACUUUUGGCAUUUUUCCCCAUACUGUAGGCCAUAAAUCCUGAAGGUUACAUUUUAAUUAAAAAGUAAGUGCGUGCACAAUCCUUGUGUAACGAAACUUCACUUGUAGGAUGCAUUACAGUACAGCUACUUAACUUCGGAACUAAGGCCCUCUGGCAUGAGACCUGUUUUUAGCCUGAGUGUUAACAAAGGUUUUUAUUGUGCCUGGUUGGAGGAUAAUAAUGUUCUUUUUGGUACUUUUUUUUAGGUUACAAAUGAACUCAACUGCCACAAGUUUUAAACUGGUGUAAAUCAAGCUUGACUUAAUGUGAUUGUUACUGUUAUAUCCAGCCUAUACUGCUAGCAGCUGCUCAUACUGCAGUCAAUUACUGGAAGCGGAUAUAUUUCCUAUGCAAAAACUGUUUAAACAAUAAAAAUGAGCUAUGCUACAGA